AUGAUAUCAAAACAGCUCGUUAAGAUAACAAUAUUAAUUUCGUUCAUCAUCAACGUAUCGUGCGUGGGAGAACCUCCAGUGGAAACAAUCAAACAAUGGAAUUUAAUAUCCUUCGAUUUCCCUUACGAGUGGCCAGUACACGACAAAGAUUUAUUCAAUCCGGAACAGAUUGUUGUAACAGGCUUAGAAAUCGGUAAGAAUCGGGUUUUCCUUGCUUUGCCAAGACUUUUCUCUGGCGUUCCCGCAACAAUUGCGUCAGUUAGCAGAGAUACAAUAGGAGAUUCUCCUGUGUUAAAUGCAUAUCCAGAUUGGACUCACCAUUCAGCUGGUGUCAAGCAAUAUAAUUGCAGUGAUCUGGGUCUAAUAUCUGUCUAUCGAUUGAAAAUUGACUCGUGUAAUCGCUUGUGGGCACUCGAUGCCGGCGUUUCAAGAUCUCUUGAAGACUUCGAAGUUACGUGCCCACCCAAAAUUCUUAUUUAUGAUCUGAAUACAGAUCAGGUUGUGAGAAGAAUUGAUUUCCCCAAAGAAGUCGUCCGAAAAGAAUCCCUCUUCACAAACAUCAUUGUCGAUGAGACAACAUCACUCCCUGAGAAUCAUUGUGACGAUGCUGUUGUUUACAUCACCGACACUGUCGAACCAGCUCUUGUGGUGUACGAUUCGGGACGUGACUUGACUUGGAGAUUAAGCCAUCCAUCGAUGUAUGCCGAUCCUGCCUUUUCAGAAUCACGAAUCGGAAAUGAUCGUUUUAAUCUUUCCGAUGGAGUUGUUGGUUUAGCCUUUGAUGAAGAAUCAAGAACGGUUUAUUUCCAACCUCUGGCAACUGACAGGCUCUUUUCCGUCUCAACUGCUGCCCUACGUGCUGGACCGUUACCUGUUGGAAAAGAAUUGCCUGUAAAAUUAGUUGGGAAAAAAUCUUCACAAGGCAUCGGAUUGGGAGCAAGUCCAUAUGGUGGAAAUAUUUUCUUCGCUCCCCUCACUGAAACAGCGAUUGCACAAUUCAAUCCAAAGACGAAUGAACAGAAGGUCCUGGCGUAUGAUUACGAAACGCUACAAUUCAUUGCCGAUUUUAAAACAACCAAAAAUGAUCCAAGUGCGCUUUAUUUCGUAUCGUCACGUUUCCACCGAUUCUUUUUGAAAAGUAUUAAUCCCUACGAAAUUAAUACGAGAAUUCUACGAAUUAAUAACGUUGUGCAGUCAAGCCCAUCAAUUCCAUUUGCACCAGUGCUUCCGUCAUACCAGCAAAAUGGAUUAAAUCAGUACUCACUUCCUGAUAUUGCAACAGCGCCUGCUCACACUUUUGCUUACCAAGCAGCUGCACCUUCACUUUCUCCAAUAUAUCCACACCAUCAGCAAUAUCCAACUUCAGCAUUUUCAUCAAACUACGUCUCCAAAAAUGGAUUUUCUAAUUAUAAUUUCGCACAACAUUAUCCAACAAAAAACAUCUACCCGACAUCACCCGUUUACGGCCCUCCAACUAACACUUUUCCAUUCGUUCACAGCUCCACAAGGCCUGUUUAUAAAUUUCAGGAACCACAGCCAUACAAUUACGAGCAAUUUAGUGUGAUAGACAGAAGGAAUAGUUAUCCGUUUCAAAAGCUAAACGCUGGUGAAACUCUACCACAACCCAACAAUCUGGUGAACCUGAAUUUUGGUUACAGUGGCAAUGCUUAUAAAUAUAAUCGGUUUGCUCGUAAUCUCUUGCAAAAUACGACUUCUUAUCAUUGAUAGUAGUUAGAGAAAAAUCAAGUUUUAGACUCUUAUAUGACGUCAAAUCUGCAUAUGUACAUAAAUGAUUGAUCCAUUUCCUUCCAUGCACUAAAACCCUUCCAAUUAUUUCAUUUUUCCUCUUUACACUUUGAGAGAUUUCUUUCUUCUUUAACACUUUCAUUUCAUUCACUUAAGUUGUGCAUCAAUGUGCUAAAGUUUCAUCGUUGGUGUACACUGAAAGAUGUUUGAAGUACUUCUGAGAAUGUCAUCAUUGUUUCCUUUCUUUUAUCUUCUUAACUUUUAUGUGCUUUUCUCGCAAAAUCAAGUUGACUUUGAGGUUGCAAUCUGCUACUACUUUCUCAUUCUUUCUAACUACUGACUUAAGAAUAUCUUAAAUAAUCCAGCAUUGUUCCACAUCUUGUAUAGUUUUUCAUAUUCAUCUCUCUGAUGCUUUCAUUCUAAUAUUUACAUUGCUAAUGCACAUUUUCAUAUCACCAGAUGCAAGUUUUUCCAACAGGAGAUGAUAAGAAAGAUAAAACAUAACUUAACAUAAAUUACACAGUUUUGCAUCUCCCUUGAGUGUUCAACUUAAAAAAAACUUUUUUCUCAGCUGAUGAGACUGGAAUUGCUGCAGCAAACCAGACAAUGACAAACAAAAUGCAGGAGAAAACCAGAAACUGUAAAAAAAAAUUCAUUGUUAGCCAUAACUUUUUGCAUUUUGAGAAUGUAAAUUUGAAAUGAUUUUAUAUUUAUUUUAUUAUCAAGAUUAAAUUUUUCUUUCCUUAUGAGAUUAUUUGCUUUAGCUGAAGUAUUUCUUUUUAUCAUUAUUUCAAUUCUUGAGAUUCUUUUGAACGUUGUUUGCUUUGACAUUACAAUGAUUUAUGUGAAUAUUUGUAGAAACUUUUUCAGAGCAAUAAAAAUAAUUUAACUUACUUGAAUAAAAUAA
Molecule: messenger RNA, 2653 nt
Organism: Clunio marinus
Lineage: Eukaryota; Metazoa; Arthropoda; Insecta; Diptera; Chironomidae
Source: the annotation of a GenBank genome assembly